AACUUAAAAACCCUAGAACUUCCCAAUUUGUGUUUAUAUACCCAUCCUGCCCUCCCUCCCAUUAAAAUCAUUCCCAAUUCCUAGGGUUUUAGACAAAACCAAAUCCUCCGAUUGAGAAAUGGCUACCGCGACGGGACAGGCGAACGCUAAGAGAAAGCCGGUGUUUGUGAAAGUGGAGGAUUUGAAACCUGGUACGACUGGGCACACUUUGAUCGUCAAAGUGGUGGAGACGACUCCUGUCAACACUUCCUCCAGGCCCAACAGGUCCCGUGCUCUCCUAUCUCGACCUGCCCCUCCGACCCGAAUCACUGAGUGCGUUGUCGGAGAUGAGACCGGCACCAUCAUCUUCACUGCGCGCAACGAACAAGUCGAUCUUAUGACGAAAGGCGCAACUGUGAUUUUACGGAAUGCUAAGAUUGUUAUGUUCAAGGGAACUACAAUGAGGCUUGCUGUAGACAAAUGGGGCCGGAUUGAGGUAACCGAACCUGCUAAAUUCGAGGUUAAAGAAGAUAACAAUCUUUCUUUAGUUGAAUAUGAGCUUGUUACUGUUCCUGAUCAGGGUAUGAAUUAGGGGCUGAUCUUAUGAACGAAUGAAUAUAUAUAUAGGAGGUGAAUACUUUGGUUUGGUUUAGUGUCAUGAUUAGUCCUAUGAGAUUGUUGUAGUACUUAAUAGUAUUUGGACAUAUCUCAUUGUGAAAUUGAUUUGGACUUUCUUUUGCU
This is a messenger RNA of Hibiscus syriacus, 720 nucleotides long. RefSeq lists its product as uncharacterized. The record is from RefSeq and is a predicted model, not a curated record. Lineage: Eukaryota; Viridiplantae; Streptophyta; Magnoliopsida; Malvales; Malvaceae. The transcript has 2 exons. The coding region runs from base 119 to 571 and encodes 150 amino acids.